Molecule: messenger RNA, 4330 nt
Organism: Carassius auratus (goldfish)
Lineage: Eukaryota; Metazoa; Chordata; Actinopteri; Cypriniformes; Cyprinidae
Product: disintegrin and metalloproteinase domain-containing protein 17-like
Exons: 19
Coding region: 287-2794 (835 amino acids)
Biological process (GO): membrane protein ectodomain proteolysis; Notch signaling pathway
Cellular component (GO): plasma membrane
Molecular function (GO): metalloendopeptidase activity
Source: RefSeq, a predicted model, not a curated record
UGCCGGAAGUAGAGUCGGUGGAAUUCUUACUCUCGGAGACGGAGAGUUCAGUUCGCAGCCAGUGAGAGAGCAGCUGAACGCUGUGGCGGUUCGCGGUCUACUGUCUCUUAUUUAUAAUACAUUUAGCGGGAUCCUCUCCUGUUAAUUUUGUUAUUUAAAGUCCUCUGUUAUAGUCGUGUUUAAUAAGCGGUCCUGUAUGUUGGUAAAUAACGGACAAAAACAGUUAUCUGUUGGCAGCGGACUUCACAUCCAGGUGCUUUGACAGAAGUCAUGCUUCAUCGCCAGUAUGGAAACUUUGAUGUUUUAUUUAGUACUUUUAACUCCACUUUCUAUCCAUUGUGCGGUGAAACCAGCAUCUGUUGAAGAGGACCUGAGAAAUCAGGAAGAGGUACAAGAGUUUGAUGCACUCCGCUCCAUACUGUCAGACUUUGAUGUGGUGCCUGCAUCAGAUCUCCAGCUUCAUUCGGUCGGGAAGAGGGACAUUGAUGCCCGAUCACAUGUGGAGCGGCUGGUCAGCUUCACAGCACUCCAGAGGCACUUCAAGCUGUACUUGACAACCAACACAGAACUUUUUUCUGAAAACUUCAAGGCUGUAUUCUUAGACAAGAAUGGAAAAGAGCACCAAUAUGACAUUCAGUUACAGAAUUACUAUAAAGGACACUUAGUGGGAGAGGAGCACUCGCGCGUGCAGGCACACAUUGAUGGGGAAGAGUUUUCAGCCCACAUUCUUACUGAAGAGGCUGAAUAUAAUGUAGAGCCCUUGUGGCGGUUUACAGAGUCACACCCUGAUGGCCGUUUACUGGUGUAUCGUUCAGAGGACAUUAAAAACAUCAGUCGACUGUUCUCAUCCAAAGUGUGUGGAUAUGUGAACGCUGAUGCCCAGGAACUCCUGCCAGAAGAGGCAAGAGCAGUGGGAGAGACAGAACAGGAGGAGGAGCAUCACAAAAUAGAGAGAAGAUCUACACACGACCACAAGAAGAACACCUGCACUCUGCUUCUAGUGGCAGAUUAUCGCUUCUACAGGCACAUGGGCCGUGGAGAGGAGAGCACAACCCUCAACUACUUGAUUGAGCUGAUCGACAGAGUGGAUGAUAUAUACAGAAACACAUCCUGGGAUGAAGAUUUCAAAGGCUACGGUGUGCAGAUUAAGCAGAUAAUCAUAAACAAGGAGCCCACAAAAGUUGCCCCCGGAGAGAUUCACUACAACAUGGACGGCAGCCCAUUAGGAAGAAAGGAUGGUGUGUGGGAUGUGAAGAAACUCUUGGAACAAUUCAGUUACGACAUCUCAGACAACGCCUCUGUUGUCUGCCUUGCCCAUCUCUUCACCUAUCAGGACUUCGAUGAUGGCACUCUGGGUCUGGCAUACGUGGCCCCUUCCAAACAGGGAUUGGGAGGACUCUGCCCUAAGCCCUACUAUCCAUCACAAACCACCAAGAAACCCAGCCACCUAAACACAGGCUUGACGAGCACCAUGAAUUAUGGGAAAACUAUUCUGACUAAGGAAGCAGAUCUUGUAACAACUCAUGAAUUGGGGCACAACUUUGGAGCAGAACACGAUCCAGACAAUAUAGUUGCCUGUGCGCCCAGCGAUGAUCAGGGUGGCAAAUAUGUUAUGUACCCUAUUGCGGUCAGCGGAGAUCACGUGAACAACAAGCGCUUCUCCAACUGUAGCAAGUUCUCAGUCAGUAAGACAUUAAAGGUUAAAGCCCCUCAGUGCUUUACAGUGAGGAGCAGUAAGCUGUGUGGGAACUCCCGUGUGGAGAAGGAUGAACACUGUGACCCUGGACUCCUUCAUCUCAAUGAUGACCCCUGCUGCACAGCUAAGUGCAAAUUCAGGAAGACGGCACAAUGCAGUGACAGGAACAGCCCCUGCUGCAAGAACUGUAGCUUUGAAAGUGCAAAUAAGACCUGUCAGGAGACCAUCACUGCCACCUGCAAGGGCACGUCAAAGUGCACAGGCAACAGCAGUGAGUGCCCCACCCCUGGAAACCUGGUUGAUAACACAGAGUGUGUGGAUAAGGGUCGAUGUCAGAAGGGCAAGUGCAAGCCUUUCUGUGAGGCUAUGCAUAAUCUUGAGUCCUGUGCCUGCAAUGACACUGAGAACUCUUGUAAAGUCUGCUGUAGAGGCAGUAAUGGGCUGUGCACUCCCUUCGUCAGUAAUGGGUCAUAUCUUUACCUGCGCAAGGGCAAGCCCUGUACCGUGGGCUUCUGUGACGGGGCCGGUAAAUGCAUGAAGCAUGUCCAAGAUGCCAUCGAACGUUUAUGGGACUUCAUAGACAAACUGGACAUCAACACAUUUGGGAAGUUCUUGGCUGACAACAUAGUUGGAUCAGUGGUGUUCUUCUCUCUCGUGUUCUGGAUUCCCCUAAGCAUACUGGUGCACUGUAUGGACAAGAAAAUGGAUCAGCAAUAUGAAGAAAACUCCAAAACCAUGAUGAACCCCCGUAACGCAGAAAUGCUGAGCAGUGUGGAAUCGGCACCCAUCCGCAUUGUGAAGGGCUAUCAUCUGCAUUCAGCCCCCACAGGCCCCGCCGUCUCACCGACACAGGAGACGCUCUGCAGCCCAGGCGAUGCCAACCUCUCCACCGCACUCAAAGCAGAUCUGCUGCGAAUGGACACAAUCGAGGAGGACCCCAGCGUAGGCCCUCACCUGGACGAGGAAGAAGGCUUCCGUCAAAGCAGUACAGCUGCCAGGUCCUUUGAGGACCUCACCGGACAGUCAAAGCCAUACCCCGGGGACAAGAGACGGCUGACGAGACAGCCGUGCAUUGACAGUAAGGAGACGGUGUGUUGAGGACACUGGCAUAAGAUCACUUGAUUGAGACGUGAGCUGUGAAGUUCACGGUGCAAUCAGGCUUCAUUUUAUUGGUGCGUUUAAAAGUCUGUGACGUGUAAACUGUUGACACAUUUCAGUUCUUAGAAACUUUGCAGCAUUGUUGCAAUGCACAAUUAUAGUUGUUAAAAUAGUGUUCCUUUAAAGCAUUUAAAGAGAAAUAACUAUGUAAAUUUCAGAAGCCAGCAAUCAUUCAUUGUACAUUUGUUCUAUACAUAUCUGAGGUCACUUUUUAUAAACCGAAGUACAAAUCAAAAUCAUUUUUUUUGUGGUAAUUAACGAUCACAGUUGCUGUCCAUAGUUUUUAAAGGGACAAUUCACCUUAAUAUGAAAAUGAUGCUAUUGUUUACUCGCCCUCAAGUCCUUCCAAACCCAAAAAUCACAAAUGAAGAGAUGAGAGGUUUCUGUCCUUCAUUUAAAAUCCAUUCCUCCAAAACUUUCACACUUCAAAACAUUAAUGAAGGCAUUGGAAAUCUAAAUGAAUCAAGCAGUUUAAUCCAGGUCUUCUUUGUAUUUGCUUUCCAUUUACCCUAAAUGAUGAUCUCUACAUACUUUGUGUGCUGAUCAAUGUUCAGAUGUGAAUCAAAUCUGUGUAUAUAAAGUGAAGAUUACAAUGUCUUUAUGAUCUUUUUGAAGUGUGAACAUUUUCGGAGAACGGACGUUUGAUUGGAGGGAAAGCAGGUUUCGUAGAUGAUUUUAAAAAUGUUUGGUUUCUGGAAUGACCUGACAAUUUCCAUAUUUGGUAAACGAUUUCUUUAACCUGUAUUUAAUCAGGAAUAUUUCUUUAAUACAGUCAGUUUGUGCCAUCCAGUUGUGCAAAUUCUUGUUUUCUCAUUCAUUUAUACCUCAUGAGCAGCGGGUCUACCGCACGGCUCUCUACGUGUUGUCACACUUUUAAUGUUACACUGGUCGACUUGCUGAGAAGAUUCAAGUUAUGCAUGUCCUAUGCCAUAUGUGUAUGGAUACUGUAAGAGGAGAUGCAAUUUGAGUUUUAUUUUACAUGUUCUUAAGGCCUAGAUAUAGAAAUUGCACAGGAUGUUACAUUUUUGCAAUUUAAGAUUUGCUCCGUUUAAUUUGUACUACUAUAUUCUCAAUGGGAUCUCAUGUCUUUUUAAUAUACUAGUAUUAUUAUGUGAAACACUGAUUACAGAGUCAAGGGAUGUGCAUAUUUUUGCCACUAAAACGGUUGUAUAGACGUGACCAAAAUCAGUGACUAGUAAAUAUCUGACUAUAACUAUUACAGUCAAAUUUUAAGAUAGUAAUUUGACUUAUGGCACAUUAAAACUUAGUAAGUAUAUAUUUUGUAUUGUUUCUUAUAUUCCUGGAUAUCAAAUCAGAAGUAAUUAAAACCUCUCACUUGGAUGUACGUAGAUAGCUGUAUCUGAUGUCAGUCUGCUAUCAUUCAGUGUGUGGUUUUGAUGCUCGGUUAGGUCACAUUUAUUUAACAUGUAUUAUUGGGGUUUGAAGCCACGUUAAUAAACUGCCUGUACACUGAAG